Molecule: messenger RNA, 1402 nt
Organism: Orbicella faveolata
Lineage: Eukaryota; Metazoa; Cnidaria; Anthozoa; Scleractinia; Merulinidae
Product: toll-interacting protein B-like
Biological process (GO): ubiquitin-dependent protein catabolic process
Cellular component (GO): cytoplasm
Molecular function (GO): ubiquitin conjugating enzyme binding; ubiquitin binding
Source: RefSeq, a predicted model, not a curated record
GAACGCGAAGGGAGUGAAAAGCAUCAUGGGUAGGAUCACGGAAGUUUGUCAAGAUGGCGGCUGUUCCUUCAUCAGGAUCUUCCAGACGAAACGUAAUGACUGGUGAUUUGCCAGAGGAUUUCUUGCGGCUAUCACCAGCAAUGAAUCAAGCUUCCCAACCUACCGGGAGAGGGCAGAUGGUCCCAGUACAGCCUGUAACUUAUUAUCAACCUACAGGGCUUAUGCAGCCGUAUCAACAACAACCCAUGGGGAGACUUAGUGUCACAGUACAACAGGCUAAGUUAGCCAAGAACUAUGGUCUUACACGCAUGGAUCCUUAUUGCCGUGUCACUGUUGGAAACCAUGUAUUUGAAAGUCCAACAGCUCAUAAUGGUUCAACAAAUCCUCGCUGGAACAAGCUAAUGUCAAUACCUGUACAAGAAGGUGUGAAAAACAUCUAUGUGGAAAUUUUUGAUGAGCGAGCAUUUUCUAUGGAUGAGCGUAUUGCUUGGGGUUUGAUUGCCAUCAAGGAUUCAGUGUUUGAAGGGGAAACUUUAGAAGACUGGUACUCCCUCACUGGCAAGCAAGGAGAAGAUAAAGAAGGCAUGAUCAAUUUGGUAUUUGCAUACAGGAAAGUACCUGCUGCACCUCCCCAAGCCAUGGUGUAUCCUAACAUGCCAAUUAUGAUGGUACCUCAGCCAGUUGUACCUGGCACUCAAGUUGUUUACCCUGGAGGAUAUGGGCCUGGACAGCCAGUACCUACAGGUCAGCUGCAGCAGCAGCAGCAGCAGCAGCAACCACCAAGGUUCAGUGAACAGGACGUAUCAGGCUUGAAGGAUAUGUUUCCAAAUAUGGAAGAAGGGGUCAUUCGGUCAGUGCUUGAAGCUUGUGGGGGAGAUGUUAAUGCCGCUACAACUCAUCUGCUGAGUAUGACAGACUCUUAAAUGACACUGUUGUGAAGAGGACUUGUGAUCUACUGUAUACAGCUCAAGUGGCAGUGAAGCAGCCAUGUGACAAUUAGAAAAUUAUUUUAGAACUGAAGUGAAACCCUGAACUACUACAGAUAAACUUCUGCUCUCUCUAGAGGAAAAUAAGUAUGAUAAUGGUUGUUCAUAGCUAAAAGUAUAUGAACAACAGUUCAUGAAUUUAAAACACUGACAAUGCAAAGCUCUUGUGAAUUAUUUUAAAGGUUGAUAAUACACACAAAGGCUUUGAAUAGAAUGAUUCCUUAGCUUUCUUGUGUUUUUUUAAGUAAGUGUACGUAGCAAAUAAUUUUAGACUUAAAAACGCUGUAUCCAUACAAUAGCUGCUAGUCAAGACUACAAUGACACCAUUGGAAAAGCAGUACAUACAAUCACUGUGCUUCUGGACAGAUGGUAGUCAAAUUCAGAUUUUAAAAUAAAGUCAUAUAAUAUGGCAAUUA